Boeremia exigua is the source of this 2026-nucleotide messenger RNA. RefSeq lists its product as uncharacterized. Lineage: Eukaryota; Fungi; Ascomycota; Dothideomycetes; Pleosporales; Didymellaceae. The record is from RefSeq and is a predicted model, not a curated record. The transcript has 2 exons. The annotation marks the transcript as partial.
CUUCAGCCUGGCAACACCUCCUCAACAUCUGAUGAUUCGCGCUGCUCCUCGCUGAUAUGUCCACGCCCGCGGUCGCACGUGCUGAGAAUAUCUCCCUACUUCAUCUCCUUCAUUUAGUUCCAGUUCCCCCUUCCAGCAACGUGACCAACAAGGCUUCGCCACAUCAAGGAAGUUAUGCGCUGUCUUACAACCAGGAACGACACCUUACUGGUACAUUGGCUUUCAUCUGUAAUACGAGAGAUGAUUCCGAUCACACACCAGCGCUUUGUAUCGAAGAAGAUUCCCAGUCAGCGUCGCUGAAUGUUAUGCUGGCGGUGAACAGGGCAGACGAGGAAGAUGGCAGUAACGUCCUUCAAGAUCUUAAAGAAGGCCUCGAAAAAAUCUUUGGCUUUCUGUCUGGAAUCUCAAAAGAACGAAACAAGAGCCGAGCCAUAGAGGCUGAGGUAUUUACUGCAAUAAUCGCAAUGUGUUCACACCGCAUCCUGAGACGUUUAAGGCUUGUGGGGAAAGAUUGGGGCAUCCCAACACAAUCUCUCGGAGGCUUCCUAGGAGAAGCUAUCAACUCCCUCAGGCAAGUCGACCCUCAAACUCUGCACAGCCUGCCCGUCGGGCUGUUCACAGAAAGAGCCAAGGAAGUGAUAAGACUUUCCGAAUUGUGGGCCAUACAACGGGAGCCAGCACAGCUGGAGAGGCUAGUCGGAGGCAUCCAUCAACUAAAGCAGGCUGAGGGUCUCCAAGCGGUGAUGGACUCGAUACCAAACAGUGCGAUGUGCGCCACGUCAAAGCAAAAUCUUGUCAACAUCGUCAGCAAAGUAUCGAGGUAUCGGGAGGCUGCACGGUUCUUAUCUCGCACAGCCAGAAGAGUCCCUGUGUUUCGGCGAGCAAAAGUUGUUACUGUCAACUUGCCGAAAGAGGGCUUCAGCAAAAGUACAGGCGAAGGCCAUACUCCACAGCUAAGAUCCACGAUCGCAAGAAUCAGCACUGUUCAUCAAGAGCCAGACUUCUAUUGUCUCUGUCGAGUCUUGAAAACAAGCGAGUCAAAGCUGAACGAACAGUUUGCUGCCCGAACAGCGAAGACAUUGCGCGCAGCCAAGAUACAUGCCGAAGUCCAACUUGUCGCCCACUAUGAGCUGAACGCUUCGAAACUACCGCCACGAGUGGUCUGCUCCAGCAAGAAUUCAUGCUUCUUGUGCAACGCCCUCAUCCUGAUGCAUGGAAAGAUGCAUACGCCUCGAUACCAUGGGCGGAUGGAUUCUGGAUGGAAGCUGCCAUCGAUGUCCAACCUCAGUGAGCUGGAACUGAACCUCAACUCAGCACUCGAGGAUCAGAUCAGAGACAGCCUGAAACGACUGCUACUGAGACCGAACAAGACGAUCAACCUAGAGCCGAAUGGAGUCGCCAUACUCACCCUACCGUCAUCUACAUCGACAUUGCCCACAAAAUCGGCUUUGCUCGACACCCUCGGAUCGAACGCAACACCCCUCGGAAGCGCCCUGGCCAGCAGCACAGCCAUCCCGCGCGAGCACCUGCUCCCGCCCAUGGACCGCGUCUCGGACUCUCUCCCGCACACGAAAAGCGCGCUCUCCGUGCCAAACUCAAAGAGCGACGCAACACCAAAAACCGCCAUCCAGUCCAGAGUCGACUCGCCAAACCAGUCCGCCACAAACCUCUCCUCUCAACACACUCCCCCGCCACUCCGCCACAAGCCCAAAUCAAGCAACAUCACCCGCCUCACCCAGGGCGCGCCGCAAACCCGCCGCGUGGUGCCCACCCUCGAGUCCGAGGCCCACGUCAACGCCGCCGGCGCGCUCAGAAUCCACGUCGAGUGCGCCACGCCGGCGCCAGAUGCCGCUGCGGACGCGCGCUUGACGUACGGCAUCGAGUGGCUCUCGGCCGCGAAGGCGCGCGAGCUGCUGGAGCACCGCGCGGUGGAGAUUGUGGACGUGGAGGCGUUGAGGUGCGGGGAGGCGCAUGCGGUGGUGCAUCGAGAUGAGGUGUUUGUGCGGGCGCGGGGGGCGGUUGUGAG